AUGCUACAGCAUCUCUGCGACAGUGGUAGCUCGAGCAUCGUCAGGAGACCGUACAGCGUAUCGGCCAACCCGCCCAAGCCACCCAAAGGAAAGCUCAGCAACUCGCCGGGCGUCAUCUUGCUCGGACUGCUCGGUAUAGGCGGGAUCGCCUUUCUCAGCUUCACUCAGGUCGUCGGACGGAGACAGGGACAGUCUGUCGUGCCAGACGCGGAGAAGAAGCCCUACAGACAAGCCCAGACUGCAUUCUCUCCCGAGGAGGUCACGGUCAUCUUCGUGCUGGGCGGUCCUGGCGCUGGCAAGGGCACCCAGUGUGCCAAGCUGGUGGACAAGUACAACUUUGUGCACCUGUCAGGCAAUGUAGCGGGCGAUCUGCUACGAGCAGAGCAAGAUCGGGAGGGGAGCGAGUAUGGCCAGAUGAUCAAAGACUACAUCAAAGAGGGGAACAUCGUACCUAUGGAGGUCACCAUCAAAUUACUCGAGAACGCAAUGAAAGAGAGUAUCAAGAAGGACGAGAAGCAGGAGUCCCGCUUCCUCAUCGAUGGGUUUCCUCGCAAGAUGGACCAAGCCGUCAAAUUCGACGAUUCGGUCGUGCCGGCCAAGAAAGUGCUCUUUCUCACCUGUCCCGAGUCGACGCUGCUCGAGAGAUUGCUCGAGCGGGGCAAGACAAGCGGGAGAGCGGACGACAACGAGGAAAGCAUCAAGAAACGUUUCAAAACGUUCAUCGACACGUCGAUGCCUGUCGUUGAUGAGUACAGGAAGCAGGGCAAAGUUAUCGAGGUUGAAUCGGUCGGCAAGAUUGAUGACAUCUUUGAGAAGAUCUGUGCAGGCUUAGAUCCUGUUAUCUCAUGA
Mixia osmundae IAM 14324 is the source of this 849-nucleotide messenger RNA. RefSeq lists its product as uncharacterized. Gene Ontology annotation, molecular function: ATP binding; UMP kinase activity. NCBI's taxonomy places the organism in Eukaryota, Fungi, Basidiomycota, Mixiomycetes, Mixiales, Mixiaceae. Gene Ontology annotation, biological process: CDP biosynthetic process; 'de novo' pyrimidine nucleobase biosynthetic process; UDP biosynthetic process. Gene Ontology annotation, cellular component: cytoplasm; nucleus. The record is from RefSeq and is a predicted model, not a curated record. Bases 1 to 849 code for a protein of 282 amino acids. The transcript is spliced from 6 exons.